CUUUUUUGUGUGCACUUUCUGGGCAGAUGGGUCCUUGCACCAUUGCUGACCAAGAAGAGGAGAGACUUCAUUCUGUCUUGCGGGGUUAUUUGGAUACAGCCCUUCGCCUCUGCUUUGUCCAGACCCUCCUCCUUGGUGGGGAAGUGAGGAGCAGCAGUACCUGGUUCAUCAGGGCUCCUUUGCACUCCCAAAAGCUUCUCACACUUUGACAUGAGCACACUGCAAUCACCUCCUGGAAAAACCAGUUACAGGGACUCAAGUUUAAUGAGACUCAAUGGCUCAAGAGGGAUCCCUGCCCACCAACAGAGAUACGCACUGUGCUUUGGGGCUGUGUUAGAUCUUAUUCACCUGCGGUUUCAGCACUACAAGGCAAAGAGGGUUUUCUCAGCUACCGGGCAACUUGUCUGCGUCGUCAACCCAACACAUAGCCUCAAGUAUGCACCGACCCUCUGUGCAGCUGCGCAGACGUCCACAGAGCGAGGCAUCCUUCCUCCCUGCCAUCAUCACGAAGCAGUGCACGACCCCCAGCUGGUUCCCUGCAUGUGCCCGCUCUUUUCCUGCCCAUGGGAAGGGCACCUGGAGGUGGUGGUGUCCCACCUGAGGCAGACCCAUCACAUCAACAUCCUUCAGGGUGCAGAGAUUGUCUUCCUGGCCACGGACAUGCACCUGCCCGCACCCACAGACUGGAUCAUCAUGCACUCUUGCCUUGGCCACCAGUUUUUGCUGGUACUCAGGAAGCAGGAGAAGUAUGAAGGCCACCCGCAGUUCUUCGCCACGAUGAUGCUGAUUGGCACACCGACCCAAGCUGACAACUUCACCUACCGGCUGGAGCUCAAUAGGAACCAGAGGCGCCUUAAGUGGGAGGCGACCCCCAGGUCGGUACUGGAGUGUGUGGACUCUGUCAUUUCCGACGGGGAUUGCCUUGUGCUGAACACUUCCCUGGCUCAACUCUUUUCUGACAACGGAAGCCUAGCGAUAGGAAUUGCAAUAACAACCAGCAAAGUUCACAACUCCGAAGCUGAAAUGUGAGGGGGAAGAGGAGCAGGAGGAGAAACAGCAACAACAGUGGUGCUCUAGCUGCCUUGUGAGAGCCAGAACUUGCAGACUUUUUGGGGGGGUCUCAGGUCUUUUAUGGUAUUUAGUACUCGUCCAGAGUGGGCAUUAUGUAAACAUCCUGUGGUUACAGUCUCUGUGUAAUGUAUUUACCAUUUUGUUAAUACAAUUUUAUGAUAAAUUUUAAAGAGACUAAUCAAUUUAUUGUAGCCCUCCAGCAGCACUGAAAACAACACAUGUUAAUGAAAAGUGCACCCAGGGUGACUCACAGAAACCUUUGCUCUGAGAAUGCUAUGCAAAUAUGUUUCCUUCAUUGCCUGCCUAAUUGACUGGAGGCCCCUGUGCCUGAUGA
This is a messenger RNA of Neopelma chrysocephalum (saffron-crested tyrant-manakin), 1405 nucleotides long. It is a transcript of the gene SIAH3, whose product is annotated as siah E3 ubiquitin protein ligase family member 3. Lineage: Eukaryota; Metazoa; Chordata; Aves; Passeriformes; Pipridae. Bases 211 to 1029 code for a protein of 272 amino acids. Gene Ontology annotation, cellular component: cytoplasm. Gene Ontology annotation, biological process: proteasome-mediated ubiquitin-dependent protein catabolic process; multicellular organism development. The record is from RefSeq and is a predicted model, not a curated record. Gene Ontology annotation, molecular function: ubiquitin protein ligase activity; ubiquitin conjugating enzyme binding. The transcript is spliced from 5 exons.